Messenger RNA from Triticum dicoccoides, 2973 nucleotides. RefSeq lists its product as uncharacterized. Gene Ontology annotation, biological process: regulation of DNA-templated transcription. Bases 83 to 2608 code for a protein of 841 amino acids. The record is from RefSeq and is a predicted model, not a curated record. NCBI's taxonomy places the organism in Eukaryota, Viridiplantae, Streptophyta, Magnoliopsida, Poales, Poaceae. The transcript is spliced from 13 exons. Gene Ontology annotation, molecular function: DNA binding.
CAAAAACUCGAUCUACCCGCAGUAUUACAGUUCUCCUCGCCUAAAUCUCCCUCAUUUCUCCCGCUCUAACCCUAAUCCGACAAUGGCCUUCGACAUCGACUCUCUUCCUCCCCUCCUCGGCCCCGACCCCGACUCCUACUCCGACUCCGACCACCUCCCCCCCGCCCCGCGCCGUGGCCGCCCUCUUCGGCCUCCACCGGCGCCGCGGGUGGAACCCUCGCCUCAGGCGCCUGGCAGGUGCGAGGCUACCCCCGCCCCGGAGGGUAUUGGUGGAGCGGCCCAGCAGAGUUGGCCAGGGUUACCAAGGGGUGCGCAAUUUAAUCCUAGCGACAGUGAUCUUCUAUGGCAUCUGGCUGCAGAAAUGGGGAAUGGCCUGGCUCAUCGUCAUCCAUUCAUCAGUGAAUUUAUUAAAUAUGGUGAUGAAGGUGCAAGAUUUGGCUGUACCCAUCCUCGAGAUAUGCCAGGUAUGAGGCAAGAUGGACAUGCAUUGCACUUCUUCCACAAAAAAGUAAACCUACACAACAAUGAGAAUGACAAAGAUAUCAGCUGGCAAAAAAGUGGCCCCUCCAGAUCAAUAAUUUUAGAUGGGGGUCUACAAGGUUGCAAGGAAAUAUUUGCCUUGUACGCCUUCAAGAACAGCCCUCAGAGAACUGACUGGGAGUUGCAUCAAUAUCAUAUCAAAAACACGAUGGAGAAUGAAGGCGAACUAGUUCUUUCAAAGAUAUUCUACAAGUCGCAGAAAUGUCAUUGUGAAUGUGCUUCAAAAGCUCCUGUUCAAUCUGCACAGGAUAAUUCUGUGACUGAUGAUGAUUCCAAAGAAAAAGAGGGCGCACAAUUGGAAAAACUUUCUGUUAAUAUGGCUACUGAAAGCAAUGGAAACAACCGGGAACAGAUGCUGGUUGAGAUGUAUCCUGAUCAGGACAAACCAUGUUCCCUCAAACAUGUUUUGGAUACCGCAGAUGUUAAUCAUGAAAACCAAAUUAAUGACCAGGCUGAAACUGAGCUGGAUCACAUGUCUCUGCAAGAGCGCUACCGAAUCCUUCUAGCAGACAUGCGUUCUUGCUCUGCUAGGGUAUCUGCUGAAAAGUGUGCUUUGAAUGAUAUGGGAAAUUCAUCCAUGCAAAUGGAUGCUGAAACAAGUGGGCCAGUUCCCAAAAGUGAGAGUGAGGAAAUGUAUGGAUCUUUUUUAGCUGUCUAUGACUUUAUCUGUGUUACGUUGAUUAAUGUUCUGUUUUGCAAUGUUGGUUACAGAAAUCAUGGAGGAACAACCUACAGGGAGUGUUCUGUGAAUGGCAAGGAAAUUCCAGUUGAGGAUACUGAAGGUCCAGUGAAUGACAAGGCUUUUAAUUCUAGUGCUGAGCUCUUAUUAAGUCAAACACCGGCUUGUGGAGAUGAAAACGUUCAGCUGGCACCGAGAAAUUCUGGGACCUAUUUGGUUGAUGUAAAAACGGAGCCUGCAUUAGACGGUUGUGCGAUUUAUCCUUCUGAAUCUCCUUCUGUGAAAUUUCACCACUCAAACAACAAUGGCCUGAAGGUCUCUGGUUCUCUUCUGGAAUGUGUGCCAAAAGAUGCUGAAGACUCACUACCAUCUUUAGGAGUAAAAAGUGAACUAAGUGGGUAUGAGUUGCCUGGCUUAUGUGAGAACAGCUUUAUCAGUAGUAUGGAGCCUAUUGUGAAAAAACCUCAUACCAGAACUCUGAACUGCAAUGGGGGCCUUGCACCUUGUUCUCGACAAAGGAACAAGAGGGAUUCAAGUGAAAAGGUGCUUGAAGAAGAUGGUUACAAAAAUGAUGAGGGUAUUCCUUACCCUUCUAGGCAAAAGAGGAAGAAGAAAACUGCGACGGAUUCGAUUGAAACGGCUCUUGAAGAAGAUGCUCCAGGACUUCUACAGAUUCUUCUGGACAAAGGAAUAGUGGUCAAAGAGAUUAAACUUUAUGACGUUGUAGAAGAUGAUGAAAUGCUUCCAGACUGCACAGAAAGUGACUUUCAAGACCUUGAAAAUGUGAUUACAAAAUUGUUUCCACAAAGAACAUCCUUGUUGAAGUCCGUAGCCAAGCAUGGGAAGGGGGGAAAGGCUAUUUACUGCUUAGCUUGCUUAAUUUCUCUCAUUGAGCAGUCGCGCUAUCUUCAGUUCCGUGAUUGUCCUGUGGAGUGGGGAUGGUGCAGGGAUUUGCAAUCCUUCAUUUUUGUAUUUAAAAGCCAUAAUAGGCUAGUUCUUGAGCGUCCUGAAUAUGGUUAUGCAACUUAUUUCUUUGAAAUUCUACAAUCAGUGCCAAUAGAAUGGCAGAUCCGAAGGAUGGUUACUGCUAUGAAGCUUAGUAGCUGUGGCAGAACCGCUCUUAUUGAAAACAGGCCACUAUUGAUUGGUGAAGAUCUAUCAGAAGGUGAGGCGAAGGUUUUGCAGGAAUAUGGUUGGAUACCAAACACUGGGCUUGGGACGUUGCUGAACUACCGCGAUCGGGUGGUUCAUGACAGGUGGAACGAGAAGUACAGCACAGAUUGGAGGAUGAAGAUUGGAAAGCUUCUAAUGAAUGGUUAUUCUGAGGGGGAAUUGAUCAUAACUCAUGUUCCGCUGAAUUCAGAAGAAAUCAAGUUGGAGAAUCCUUGAUGAGGUCUCCACUGUAUACAUGGGCUUGGUGGCGUCCAUAGACAACCUUCCUCUUGGUGGGUGUUGUAAAGUUGUAGUGUUCACCAUGGAUAUGUCAAGAACAUGUUGUGGGUAUUCAUGUGCACCUGUAUGUAUGACAUAGUAUUCGUUUAACAGGCGCUGCAAAGAUGGGGUUAGGCCAGCAGUUGCCAUGUGAAUAACCUUAUGUCAUAGGAACAUGGAGAAGGCUGCUAGCUAGUACACUUAGCUAGUCUCAUCGAACUGAAAUUGUGUACUGUAGCGUAUGGGUCCUGGAAUAAGUGAACAGAACUGUAUCUGCUGUAAGAAGAUGGUUUUAUCCAUGAUGACAUUAACUUUCAAGUGUA